Molecule: messenger RNA, 597 nt
Organism: Hyaloscypha bicolor E
Lineage: Eukaryota; Fungi; Ascomycota; Leotiomycetes; Helotiales; Hyaloscyphaceae
Exons: 2
Coding region: 1-597 (198 amino acids)
Source: RefSeq, a predicted model, not a curated record
AUGGCCAGCACUCUCUUAUGGGCGAGCUUUGCUGCCGCUGCCAUUGCCAUCUUAUUUCUGGUCGCUAUUGUUCAGAAUUCCGUGGAUGAGAGAAGCAUCAUUGCUACUCCGAACAUUCCGCGAGAAAACGGAAUUCUCACAUCCUUUGUGUCGAUUAAGAUCAAGGCUUCAGCGGAGGAGGUCUUCGCAGUGAUGGCAAGUUUUAAGGACUAUUCGACUGAGACUCCAUUUUCUGCGUUCAACUGGAAGAACGUGACCGCCGAUGGAGUGCCCAUGGUGGGCAGUACGGGAACUUUCAAGUUAACUGUCGAUGGCUACGGGUCCCGCAAAAUGCAAGCGGAAUUGACCCUCCUGGAUCGUCAAAGCAAAAGGCUUGCUGUUCUUACUACCUCAUUCAUCCCCUGGCUUUUGGCUUCUGAGCGAGUUCAAGAGGUCGUGCCCAUAGAAGACCACUCUGGCUACUGCGAAUACCGAUCUUGGUGGACGCUUGAAGGGGUUGCUGCUUACUACUUGCUCUUGGCUGCCCAGGAAGACUUCUGUGAAAGUCAGAAACGCUCUGCAGCCGACCUCAAGGACUUCCUGGAGAGACGGAACUAG